Messenger RNA from Anneissia japonica, 869 nucleotides. RefSeq names its product mortality factor 4-like protein 1. The record is from RefSeq and is a predicted model, not a curated record. Gene Ontology annotation, cellular component: nucleus; NuA4 histone acetyltransferase complex. Bases 84 to 854 code for a protein of 256 amino acids. NCBI's taxonomy places the organism in Eukaryota, Metazoa, Echinodermata, Crinoidea, Comatulida, Comatulidae. Gene Ontology annotation, biological process: regulation of DNA-templated transcription; chromatin organization. The transcript is spliced from 9 exons.
UUUCAUAGUAUGGAGAGGAGCUAGAUCGACAUCUCUCAUCACAUGUAAUAAUUGCACAGCAAAAAGGUCACCAGAAAACAGCAAUGGCACCUCAGAAAUCGAAGUUUUCUGAUGGCGUGCCAACGAAAUUUACAGAAGGUGAACGAGUUUUGUGUUUCCAUGGACCACUUUUGUAUGAAGCCAAGUGUGUCAAGUCAAAUGUCAAGGAGAAAACCAUCAAGUAUUUCAUUCAUUACAAUGGUUGGAACAAGAAUUGGGAUGAAUGGGUUCCUGAGAGUCGGGUAUUGAAGUUCAAUGAUGGAAACAUUCAGAGGCAGAAAGAUCUUUUAGCUGCUCACUUAAACAAAACAAGAAUAGCAAAAGCUAAAGUAACAAAGAAGCCAGGAGAAAGAGAGAAGGAUAAAGAAAAGGAGAGAGCACCAACCCCACAUGAGGAGAAGCAACAAUCAAAGAAAGCAUCACAAACAGAAUCUGUUUCAACUUCCGGUACAUCAGAACCACCACGGAAGAAACGAGCUAGAACGGAUCCAACAGUUGAAUCAGAAGAGUCAUUCCUGAAUAAAAUUGACAUCAAAGUUAAGAUUCCGGAUGAACUUAAGCCAAUCCUGGUGGAUGAUUGGGACCUGGUUACACGGCAGAAACAGCUUGUACAUCUACCUGCUAAGACAACAGUUGAUCAACUUUUGGAAGAUUACAUCAAGCAUAAGAAAUUAAAGAAAGACUUAUCACCAGCAAAAGAAAGUGCGAUACUAGAAAUUACACAGGGAAUCAAGGAAUAUUUCAAUAUAAUGCUUGGAACCCAGCUUCUGUACAAGUUCGAAAGACCACAGUAUGCGGACGUAAGUACAUUGUAAUUCAUCUUCUAUUUU